This is a messenger RNA of Nelumbo nucifera (sacred lotus), 957 nucleotides long. Its product is annotated as metalloendoproteinase 1-like. Gene Ontology annotation, cellular component: extracellular matrix. The record is from RefSeq and is a predicted model, not a curated record. Gene Ontology annotation, biological process: proteolysis; collagen catabolic process; extracellular matrix organization. Lineage: Eukaryota; Viridiplantae; Streptophyta; Magnoliopsida; Proteales; Nelumbonaceae. Gene Ontology annotation, molecular function: metalloendopeptidase activity; zinc ion binding.
AUGGCAGCUACACAGUCUUCUCUCUUGGCAUUCUUCGUCCUCCUCGUCUUCUCUCUCCUCUCUCAGUCUCAUGGUCAUGGCGAAGCUGACAGACCAGAAGCCUUUCAGUUCCUGCGUCAGUCAGAAGGAUGCCACAAGGGAGACAGAGUAAAAGGUCUCAACCAAGUUAAACGCUAUCUCCAGAGAUUCGGCUACCUCGAUCACCAUAACGACGACGACGACGAUUUCGACCAUCACUUGGAGUCGGCCAUCAAGACAUACCAGCUGAACUACAAUCUGAAAGAAACGGGGAGCCUGGACGUGGCGACGGUGAAACAAAUGAUGCUGCCUCGAUGCGGGGUCCCCGACAUCAUAAAAGGCGAGACAUGGAUGCGAUCAGGCAAGGAGAAGAAGGAGAAGCGUCUUCUUGGUGUUAGUGGACGCAAGACCACCCUCGGCUUCUCUUCCCAUUAUACCUUCUUCAACAAUACUCCUACCCCGAAGUGGCCACCUUAUAAGAUGCAUCUCAAAUACGUGCUUGAUUCUACUGUUCCAGUUGACGAUUUAUUAAUGCAUCCACUUUGUUAUGUGGCAUUCGCCAGGUGGGCAGCGGUAAGCAAUUUCACGUUCGAAGAGACUCAAGACCUGUCCAGUGCCGACAUUAGAUUUUCAUUCUUCAAAGGUGAUCACGGCGAUGGUAAUCCGUUUGAUGGACCAGGAGGGGUUCUUGCUCAUGCCUAUGCACCCAUUGAUGGAAGAGUGCAUUUCGAUUCGGAGGAGCGAUGGACAACUGGUAUCCGCGCCGAUUGGAUUGACACGGCAUCCGUGGCGAUGCACGAAAUCGGUCACUUGCUUGGGCUUGGGCACAGCUCUGAGCACGGUGCUGUCAUGUUUCCCUACAUUGAUGUGGGAUCUCAAAAGGUGAAUCUGCACCCAGACGACAUACAAGGAAUACAAUCUCUUUACGGUAUUCAUUGA